This is a messenger RNA of Cooperia oncophora, 3076 nucleotides long. The record is from the annotation of a GenBank genome assembly. Lineage: Eukaryota; Metazoa; Nematoda; Chromadorea; Rhabditida; Trichostrongylidae.
UUUACCUACGACCUCUGAAGAUACCAAAGAACCAACAGCAGAUAACCUAGUGAAAGAUGGGGUUAUCGAUUUUGAUUCUACUGAUUUGUUCGACCUUAUGGACUUCGUUGGUGGAGGUGCUCCAUUGAUAGUACCUGCAGAGACUCCCGUCGUGAAGGAGGAAAAGAGAGUCGAUAAGGCAGAGGUGACCCUUGAAUCAAAAGAGCAGGAUUCUCCUAUCAUGGAGGACGUUCAGGCAGCUCUCGAGAAGGAAUUACCGAAACCAGCUGUUACAUUUUCACCUCCUGAACGUUAUGCUUAUGCGAAACAGCUCGAUCCUGAAUCCUGCCAUGCGGAGUACAAGUCUUUGAAGCCGAAUAUGGCUAAAAAGUAUCCUUUCGAGCUGGACGCUUUCCAACAGGCUGCCGUUGUUUGCAUGGAGAAAGGAGAAUCAGUUUUUGUUGCCGCUCAUACUUCAGCUGGUAAAACGGUAGUGGCUGAGGCCAUUUACACCUCGCCGAUAAAGGCACUAUCAAAUCAGAAAUUUCGAGAUUUCAAGAUGAUGUUCACCGAUGUCGGUCUCGUUACUGGUGAUAUCCAAUUGUUCCCUGAAGCCUUCUGUCUCAUAAUGACCACGGAAAUUUUGAGAUCUAUGCUCUACAAUGGUUCUGAGGUUAUUCGCGAUUUGGAAUGGGUGGUGUUCGAUGAAGUUCACUACAUCAACAAUGCUGAGAGAGGGCAUGUGUGGGAAGAGGUGCUCAUAAUGCUACCAUCUCAUGUGAAGAUCGUAAUGCUCUCUGCUACCGUACCAAACUGUAUUGAGUUUGCGGCGGACUGGCGCGUAUUAAAAAUCGGAAAGAUCAAUGUAGUGUCGACUUCAAAACGUCCGGUUCCUUUGGAACAUUACCUCUAUACGGGACAGGACGGUAAAACGAAGAAAGAUCUGUUUAAAAUAGUUGAUAUGAACGGAAACUGGCAGGAAGUGGGAUAUAGGAAAGCAGCGGAUGCAAAGGCCAACAAGCGGGACGCGGCUUCUAACCAAGGCAGACCAGGUGGCUCUGAUCGCGGAGAUGGCUCUAAUCGAGGGCGCGGCGGACAAAGCUUCCGAAUCCAUCGCUGGUGUUUCAUGUGUGACGAUAACGCUCAACUGUUGAAUUCAAUGGAUCUAACGACAGAGGUGGAGAAAUCUCAUAUUCAGACGUUCUUCGCGCAAUGUAUUGGUCGUCUGAAAGGAUCCGACAAGAAGCUUCCUCAGAGCGUGCUGCUGCGUGGAUUUGCUGUUCACCACAGUGGAAUUCUACCAAUUCUCAAGGAAGUCGUAGAACUGCUAUUCCAGAAAGGAUAUGUUAAGAUUCUCUUUGCUACGGAAACCUUCGCCAUGGGUGUGAACAUGCCUGCACGAACUGUAAUGGCUGGUAGAGCAGGUCGACGUGGUCUUGACACUACAGGAACUGUCAUCGUUCUCUGCAAACAACCAAAAUUGGUUGAACCAGGCCAGCUGCAGUUGAUUAUGAUGGGUAAAGCAGCUCCACUUGUGUCACAAUUUCGUGUGACGUAUUCUAUGUUGCUGAACUUGUUACGAGUUGAACAUCUACGAGUUGAAGAUAUGUUGCAAAGAUCGUUUGUGGAAAGUGCGUCGCUUCGAGAAGGACCCAGGAGAAAGAGCAACCUUGAAAAGGCUCAACAACAGCUGUCUUCAUUGCCGAAAAUAGACUGCCAGAUGUGUGACCCAGGGGAAGCGACCGUAAGUCCAAUUCGACAAUAUCACGACGUCCUGGUGAACUUUAUAGAGAGAAAGUCCAGUCUAUGGUCACGACUAGCUUCCGAAUCGGCCAUGGACAAACGUCUCAAAUGUGGACGAGUUUUGUUGGUAUCCAGCGCUCACCAUAAUUUACAAAAUCAGCUGGUUUUAUUAGUAAAGGAGAAGGAAAAAGAGCCUUUCCAAGUGCUGGUGCCUUGUUGGGAGUCAGAAUCCAAUGUUGAUGAGCAGAAACGGAAAGCAGACGAUUUCCUGCGACUCCCUAAAGAGGAACAAGAAUGGUUGGAAGAAUCGUGCGUCCUUGAAGGCUUAACUCGAUGGGGUAUUGAAGCAGUUGCACCUCUGAGCGUUGACGGACAAAAUGGGCAGCGAUCAUUCCGCAUGGUGAACGAUUUGUCCCCCAGUUCUCUAUUGGGAGUCAGCAAGAAACUGCUCAAAGUAGAUGUAGCUGAUGUGCUGAACGAAGCGAAAACUAGAGAAAUACCUCGCCUAAGGUCGCGACCGAUUUCGCAGAACGUGAUGAAGAUCAUUCUGGAGAUGGACACAUUGAGCGAAGAGUACCGCAGUGCAGGGCCACAGCUUUUCGAUAUUGCUGAAGAUGUUGCGGUGUCUGAUAUCGAAUUGGCUGAAGACAGAAGGUGGUUUUUGCGUAUCAGAGAAGAGCUGAUGGAUCCAACACGGCAUGUUGUUCGUAACUGCAUGAGAUUCCAGAAACAUAUGAGCGCUCUACGUGAACGGGUUCGAAUUGAACGGCAGGUCACUAGGCUACAGUACGCUUUGUCCAUAGAUGCACUUCAAUUGAGUGAGGAAUACCAAAAAAGGAUUGAGGUUUUAAAAGCGCUGGAUUUUGUCGAUUCCACCGGCAUGGUCACGUUUAAAGGUCGUGUCGCGUGUGAAAUACAUCAUCAGGAACUGCUGAUCACAGAACUGAUCCUUUCAAAGAAGCUGCACGAAAGAUCUCCAGCUGAAGUUGCAGCAAUGUUCUCAGCAACCACCUGUCAGUACAAAGGUGGCGAUGGACCGCAGUUCGACAAGGACAGUAUCUUCCUUCAGGUAGGGAAGCUCUCCGUUCAUGUUAAGGGGCUUAAAAAAGAGCAUGGAUUGCAGCUCAAGGAAGAUGUACAGUCGACGAAUGACUGGAUUGAAGGACGUGCAGCGCUGGUGAAAGCUCGGAUAGCUGACGUUGGAGAUGAGCUGCGCUAUGACCUCAUGGAGGUCGUAUAUCACUGGGCCAGCGGAAUGCCUUUCUCCGAGAUCAUGGGGAUGACGGACGCUCAGGAAGGACUUAUAGUGCGAUGCAUCCAGCGGUUGGGUGAAGUGUGCAAGGAUGUGAGGUAA